Cadophora gregata is the source of this 1206-nucleotide messenger RNA. RefSeq lists its product as uncharacterized. The coding region runs from base 1 to 1206 and encodes 401 amino acids. Gene Ontology annotation, molecular function: methyltransferase activity. The record is from RefSeq and is a predicted model, not a curated record. The transcript has 3 exons. Lineage: Eukaryota; Fungi; Ascomycota; Leotiomycetes; Helotiales; Ploettnerulaceae.
AUGGCUUCCCCUCCCCUUCCAACAGCGGUUCCCUCGAGGAUUCCCAUCGAAAGCCUGCUUUCACAACCAGCAAGCUCGACCUCUCUUGAAAAUUCCACACUACAAACGACACCGCAGGAAAUAGAGCUCUCAGCUCAAGAACGAGCGCUUGCGGAAGCACACGAUGCAGCCGCACAAGCAGCGGUAGAACAAGCACAGGCCGAAAUCGAGAUAGACAAUGGGUCGGACACAACAUCAGAUUCAGCGUCGGACGCGGGGUACGAAACAGACUCAAUGUAUUCCGCAUCUACAUCAAUAUCCAGCAGCGUAAGGGAUUUUGCAUUUGAGAAUGGAAGGAGAUACCACAAGUUCAGGGAGGGGUCAUAUAACUUUCCCAAUGAUCCUAGCGAACAGGAUAGAGAGGACAUGAAGCAUGCGAUGAUGGUCAAUUUAUUAGGAGGCCGGUUACACUUUGCACCGCUUGGGGAGUAUCCAGGGAAUGUGCUCGAUAUGGGGACAGGAACAGGAAUAUGGGCGAUAGAAAUGGGUGACAUGUAUCCCAGCGCAAAUAUCCUCGGUGUCGAUUUAAGUCCAAUACAACCCGACUGGGUUCCUCCAAACGUCAGAUUCAUGGUAGAUGACGUGGAAUCGCCAUGGUUGAAGCCUCCAAAUUACUACGACUAUAUACAUUCACGGCAUACUGUCAUGGCAAUCCGAGACUGGCCAUUGUUGAUGAAGAGAGCGCUGGAACAUCUAAAACCAGGCGGCUGGAUGGAAAUGCAAGAAAUACACCACCACCCAUACUGCCACGACGGCUCCAUGCCACCCAACCACCCCGUCUCCCAAUACUGGGUUCUCAUUCACGACGCACUCGCCAACCUUGGAGUAAACUUCAACGCAACCCUCCUCCUGGAAGACAUGAUGCGAGAAGCCGGUUUCGUGAACGUCUCUACCCGGAUCUUCCACGUCCCGAUCGGAACGUGGCCCAAGAACAAAGUCCUCAAAAUGGUGGGCUUAUACUGGAGGACUGUCUUAAUGGAUGGAUUACAGCCGAUUGCGCUGGGUCCCAUGACGAGAGGCCUAAAGUGGUCGAAAGAGCAGGUUGAGCUCUGGUUGGUUGAGGUUAGGAAGGCGUAUAUGGAUGCUUGGGUGCAUUCGCACAUGCCGUUACACAUCAUCUGCGGGCAGAAGCCAGAUAACGGAGAUAGGGCGCCACACGCUACGUGA